Messenger RNA from Paramisgurnus dabryanus, 3768 nucleotides. It is a transcript of the gene dhrs13a.3, whose product is annotated as dehydrogenase/reductase (SDR family) member 13a, duplicate 3. Lineage: Eukaryota; Metazoa; Chordata; Actinopteri; Cypriniformes; Cobitidae. The record is from RefSeq and is a predicted model, not a curated record.
AAAUUUGCCCGCCGAGUGCGAUGACUUUCUUUAAGGGACUUUAAGAUCAGAAAGGAAGACCGGAAGAAGUUGCAGACAGUUAUGUAAACAAACACACGUUGACAGAAGAAAGUAGAAGACUAAACACGCAUUCAAUCGAGAUGUCUGUAUUGUUAGCCGUGCUGGCAGGUGUCAUCGCUGCAUACAUACUGAUUUAUUACAGUCUGUGUAAAGGAGCCAGAUUUAAGAGCAACGCAACGCUAAAGGGAAAGACGGCAAUUGUUACAGGGAGUAACACAGGUAUUGGUAAAGCAACAGCUUUGGAUUUGGCCAGAAGAGGAGCGAGGGUGAUUCUGGCCUGUCGCAACAAACAAAAAGCUGAAGCGGCUGUGUAUGACAUACGAAGGGAAAGUGGAAACUCAGAGGUGCUGUACAUGCAUUUGGACUUGGCCAGUUUGAAAUCUGUUCGCAGUUUUGCGGAGACUUUCCUUAAAAGUGAACCACGACUAGACUUGCUUAUCAACAAUGCAGGUCUCAUUGUAUGCGGCAAAACAGAAGAUGGUUUUGGCAUGGCGUUCGGCGUCAAUCACCUGGGUCACUUUUUGCUCACCCUGUUGCUGUUAGAUCGUCUGAAGGAGGCGGAGCACAGCCGCGUAGUCAACGUGUCUGCCCUGCUUCAUCAUCUGGGGUCUCUGGAUUUCAACCUUCUCAACACACAGAAGGAUCUGGUCACCGGCCAGUCGUUCUGGCACGCGUUCAGAGCUUACUGUCACAGCAAACUGUGUAAUGUGCUCUUUACGCGAGAGCUCGCAAACCGCUUGGAGGGGACCAGUGUCACAUGCUAUUGCCUGCAUCCGGGUGUGAUAGCUACUGAGAUUGGUCGGUACAUGAGGCUGUGGCAAAGGCUGCUUGUCCUGCCCCUGUCAAAGCUGUUUUUCCUUGACCCUGAGGGUGGGGCGCAGACCACCCUCUACUGUGCUUUGCAAGAGGGCCUUGAGCCUCUGAGCGGACGCUUCUUCUCCUCCUGUGCAUUGCAGAGUGUUAGUGCUCUGGGGCGGGACGAUGCCCUGGCAAGGAAGUUGUGGGAAGUCAGCGAGAGGCUGUGUGGCCUGUCGUGAGCGAGAUCUUCCAGGUUUGUGCGACAGUAGAACUCUAAACCACAACUGUCUUACAACUGUCAGCUGUUCAUCUUGGUUAAUUGGGUAAAUUUCUGGGUAAAGAGUGUAGCUGAAUUGGAUGGUUUUUAUAAUUUCUAUAUGAUGCUAUAUGAAAUAAUAUUGUUUACAAUAGACACAAGCAGAAAAAUAUGUUUGGAGAACCUAACCUUUAAUGUCUCUAUGAUAUCUCAUAUUAAUUUACAUUAAACAAUAAACAGUAACUAAAUAACUAGUAAAUUAAAUUAAAAUAUGUAGGGCUGGAGUUGGCAUUUAUAUUCACUUUGGAUAAUUAUUUUUGUAUAACAGUUUGUCAUCAACUUCCUGUUUUACUCUUUCACACAUAAAAGAUGUAAUUUAUUGUCACACAUAAAGAGUCUUAUUCCUUCUAGUGUUUUAUUAUGACAUUGCUGUUCUUUUGAGGACCCUGCACUUGUGCAUGCUAUCGUGCCAUCGGUUUCUUAUGACCUGGACACGGACUUUACUGACAAUAAUGUCAUGAAUUUUAAAAGACAAAUUUGUCCCAGCCUCUUAGCUUUGCCACUGCACUGAAGUAUCCUUUUGGGACACUGGGUGGCAGUAGCGUGCCACACUCGGCAGUUCAACUCUGAGCGACCUGAAGAGUCUACCGAGACCUCUGUCAAGAUAAAAAUCAUGCGAAUAAAGUAGGCUAGAUUACACUGAGAAUUGCAAAAGUAAUUUCAUGUAAAAUUAUAGUUUUCCACUGAAUGAAAGUGGGCGUCAGGGGCUACGGCCAUAUAUUGUGACCGCACAACCAAAAUGAGUAGUUGUUAUAUAUAGACCCUUACUUACCCAUAUUCAUACUUCUCUGAUAACCCCACACUAGUAUGCAAUAGUAUGUGCAAAUAUGUAUCUUUGACUGUUAAGUUGGUGUUAGUGUAUUCUGUCUAUAUGGACUACAGUGCAUAAGGUUACAAAAUCGUAGGUAAAACAGCAGGUGUGCUCCGUAUUUGCUUUUUGAUGCCUCCAGAUAUCACAGAUCUGUUCACUACAGCCGUAUCGUAGAUUCCACCUUUAUACAAUGCAGUUGAGACAUUGUGGAAUAUUGGAUAUGUUUGUUAUUGAAUAUUUUGAAUAUGUUUAUAAGCCAGCCAGAAGGUUUGGACCGGCCACAUCUCAGCCUCGUGUCUUGGUUGUAAUGCACAGCAAGUCUGUAACUACACACUCUCGUUCGAUUUGUGUUGUAGAAGCAAAACACAUUGAUGAGUGACGGCAGGUGUUUACUUUGGACGCACUCCCGAGCUCUUUGGCACAGUACUUAACUACUGGAUUAGUGCAUCAAUUAGCAAUCACUGCAUGGGCGGAGCCUGAUUGAUCGAGACUGCUUCUGCUAGCCUGGGCGCAGGGCAUGCUGGGGCACGUGAGUGUGAGCAGCUGUGUGUGUGUGACUGCACAACGGCCGGCUGCAUGAGAAUCAGUUCAAACUGCAUGAUAGCAUAAUACAACCAUAUGUCCCUUGAUGACUUUUCGAGGCUAACAUAUCUUGUGUUUUUGCACACUGAUGGGUGCUUUUUAAGAGUAUGCAUACUAGAAGUCAUACGGUUGAUUUACAUGAUGUAUGAGUAAUGCAACUCUUAACUUGUAACAUCUGAAUGCUUAAGAUGCCCAACAUGGGGCACCAUUGGGGUGUGACUACCUGUGUGGCCAUGCAGCUCAGGGUAAUUGAUAAUAAAGAGUAUGGGAUUAAAUCAGCCAAUGAGCAUCAUUAAAGGCGCUCUAAGCGAAUAAUGUGCGACGUCACUUCCUGUUGAUGUUUGAACUGUUUUCAAACAGACAGAGCGUAGCUAACUCCUCCCCCUCCCCCUCCCUUCCGUGCUUUCAUGAACGCGCCCAACCCCCACCCCCAAAUCCUUCUUGUCGUUUAUUGGCUGGAAUACUUUGUUUUGUUUUGGGAUUGCUAGGUUUGGCCAUUUGUUGAUAUUGCCGUUUGUGAAGCCUGGGCUGUCUACAGAGAUCGCGUUUUUUUACAGUUUGAUCAGCGGACAGGCAGCAAGCAGAUAGUGAGGAGAUGUUUCCGGUAUGUAACAAAAAAUGUUUUAUGGUCUAAAACGCUUCAAUUCGCUUAGAGCACCUUUAAGAUGCAGUUUUCUGGGGUAAUUGUCACAUGAUAUUCAUUGGUGGACGUGGUUGGUUGACAACUAAUUUCUAAAGUUAAAAUGUCUCAUUCCUGUAGCUCAGUUGGUAUAGCAUUGCUUUAGCAAUGCAAAGAUUGUGGGUUUGAUUCCAAGGGUACACAAAAGCAGGGGCAAAAGUACCAUUUUUCAGAAAAAAAAUAUUUUUAAAGCUAAUGUUUUAGACAGAGAUAUAUUUUUUUGCUGUAGUCAAUAACUCACAAGUGUGGUCUAUCAAUACCAGGUGAAAUUUUGAACAAAUGUAAAAUGACUUCAGUAUAAUUUCACUUUGAACAUAAGUAGUGCAUUAUUACUUUUGAUCCUGUCUGCUGGGACGAAAGUAACACGCAGGUGGGUCAAAGUUACACAACAGAACAAGACAGAUUUUUGUGGUUUUUUUUUUUUAGUAAAUAUACAUGACUAUGAACUUGUUAAUAUGUAACUGCAAACAUAUUUUGUCGUUUAUCUUUGCAAAAAAUAAAGAAAUUAUUUUUUACUUUUUA